UGGAAUGGAAUAGCAUCAGCAUUAAGAAUAAGAGAGGAGAAAAAGAGAUGAAUAAAUACGUUGGAAUCGUUUGUUCAUUGUUGUCAGAGGUGUUGUCCAGAUAGCCGUUUCAUUAACUUCCCACAUUCUCUGUCCCAAGGGUCAAGAUGCUCCCAUUAUUUUACUCGUAGCUUUCCUCUCCGUUUGCUCUCUAUCUCGCCCCAACCUUAUAAACAUUUCUUUCGCUCUUCCUUUUAGACAGAGAAAGACACGCAGAAAAAGCACUAAUCCUCUGAAACACGCGUAGACAGAGAGAGAAGGUAGAUACACAAUCUUGUGUCUGAGGACUAAUGGGUUCGUCUCAGGGUCAGAGCAGCGGCAGCUACGAUCUCUCAUUCAAGAUCUUACUGAUUGGAGAUUCCGGCGUUGGAAAAAGCAGUAUCCUUGCCAGCUUCAUCUCUAACACCGUCGAAAACCUUCCACCCACCAUUGGCGUGGAUUUUAAAAUCAAGCUGCUCACCGUUGGUGGGAAGAAAUUGAAGCUCACAAUUUGGGACACUGCUGGACAGGAGAGGUACAGGACAUUAACAAGCACUUAUUAUAGAGGUGCCCAAGGGAUCAUUCUUGUUUACGAUGUUACGCGUAGAGACACCUUUACAAACUUAUCAGAUUUAUGGGCCAAAGAAGUGGAACUCUAUUCGACUAAUCAAGACUGUGUCAAGAUGCUUGUUGGGAAUAAAGUUGAUAUGGCCUCUGAAAGGGUUGUAAGUAGAGAGGAGGGAAUUGCACUAGCAAAAGAGCUCGGAUAUUUGUUCCUUGAAUGUAGUGCUAGAACAGGAGAAAAUGUGGAACAAUGCUUUGAAGAACUUGCGUUAAAGAUAAUGGAGGUUCCUAGUAUUUUAGAACAAGAGUCAGCAAAAAAGGGAGACAUUUUGAACCCUGAACCGGUAGUACCUCCGGACGAUAAUUGUUGUACCUAAUGCCUCCAAACAGUCAAGACUCACUUCUCAUGAACGGAUCAUGUGCGUGUUAAUGAAACGUUGGCACUCAGAUAACAUGAAUCAGCUUGUGUAAAUCGUUUGUUUUUUUUUUUUUUCCUUAAAAUAAUAUCAGCCGAAAACAGAUACUAUAUGGAUUUGCAAUGGUUGAGCUGUCGUAGUUAUUCAGUCCACAAUGCAGCUAAGAGCAAUUUCAAUUUUUA
Molecule: messenger RNA, 1180 nt
Organism: Carya illinoinensis
Lineage: Eukaryota; Viridiplantae; Streptophyta; Magnoliopsida; Fagales; Juglandaceae
Product: ras-related protein RABC2a-like
Exons: 6
Coding region: 330-959 (209 amino acids)
Molecular function (GO): GTP binding; GTPase activity
Source: RefSeq, a predicted model, not a curated record